Calidris pugnax (ruff) is the source of this 3141-nucleotide messenger RNA. RefSeq names its product golgi transport 1B (gene GOLT1B). NCBI's taxonomy places the organism in Eukaryota, Metazoa, Chordata, Aves, Charadriiformes, Scolopacidae. The record is from RefSeq and is a predicted model, not a curated record. The transcript has 6 exons. Bases 106 to 492 code for a protein of 128 amino acids. Gene Ontology annotation, cellular component: membrane; endoplasmic reticulum. Gene Ontology annotation, biological process: endoplasmic reticulum to Golgi vesicle-mediated transport; retrograde transport, endosome to Golgi.
UCCCUCUCAGCCGGCGGCGAGGCGAAGGGGGCUGCGUGUUUCCGGAAGACGUGGCUGUCGCCGCCGCCGCUUCUCCCCCUCAGUCCCCCCGCGCCCGCCGCCACCAUGAUCUCCCUCUCGGACAGCCAGAAGAUUGGAAUGGGACUAACAGGCUUUGGAGUGUUUUUCCUUUUCUUUGGAAUGAUACUCUUCUUUGACAAAGCUCUUUUGGCUAUUGGAAAUGUUUUAUUCGUGGCUGGCCUGUCUUUUGUUAUUGGUUUAGAAAGAACAUUUAGAUUCUUCUUUCAAAAACACAAAAUGAAAGCAACAGGUUUUUUCCUGGGUGGUGUGCUCAUAGUUCUUAUUGGUUGGCCUUUAAUAGGAAUGAUCCUUGAAAUUUAUGGGUUCUUCCUACUAUUCAGGGGGUUCUUUCCUGUGGUGGUUGGCUUUAUUAGAAGAGUUCCAGUUCUUGGAUAUCUCUUGAAUUUACCUGGUAUAAGCUCGCCUACGUAGGCUCAGAAGAGAAUCCACAGUAAUGCUUGUAGAUAAAGUUGGAGAAAGCAACAACAUGGUAUAAUGACAAGAGAGCAGAAGACUGAUUCUAAACUUACUGUAUUAUUUAUAAAAUCCUUUUGAAGAAUACUCAGCACAAAGAUUAAGUUGUGUACAAAGGAAAAGCUUGUUACAUUCUUUACAUAACAGUUUAAUUUAAAAUGUAUAGUCAACAAUAUACAUUAGACAAGAAGCUCAGCAAGUAUGCUUCUAGGAAAGUAACUCCAGAGUUCAGGAAGUAAACUGAAGAGGUGAAAGUCAUGGAAUAACCCAUGUUACAGCUGUUCAAGACUACUUUUUGUUGUUUUUGGAAAACACGCUAAAGGCAAUGAACCCUUGUGGAAUUAACGGUGCCUGUAAUUUACCUCCUUAUUUUGAAGGUGCAGUAGAGCAAACAGGCCUACGUUUUUAAGGGUGACCCAAACUUACCCAACCAUCUGGUUGCUAUCCUCAGAGGGGGGAAAAAAACCAAACCAACCAAACAGAAAGCUUCUUGUGUAACAAGAGAUGCAUCUUUGCAUGAAGGUUAAGAUGACUAUUCAUCUUUAGGUGUAUUAUGACAAAGAAAAAGGAAACCCUACACGGUUCUGUUGUAAACAUUUUUGUAAAUAUGUGGCUGAAAUAAAACAUUGUUAUCUUAAUGUUUCAAAGCCAAAUGUAAGUUGAUUGUAUUUGCCUUCCAUUUUGGAAUAUGCAAAAGGUCAAUCUUUAAUAACUUCAGUCUUAAAUUUGGGUUCUGAACAUGUAGAGCUCAACAGGGAACUCUGGAAAAUGACUUGCACUCCUUCCAGUUUGUUCUCCUCGAGUGAUGUUACCUGUGCAUCCAGAUGAGAAUGUAGCCCCUUGUCGCUAACAUGAAAACUUUGUGAAAUAUGCUUAGUUCACAAAAAAAAAAAAAUUGCAUUUGGUUAAGGUGCUGACAUGAACCCUGUGAAAUGUAUCUUAUCAAAAUUUGAACCUUUGUUUUUAAAUAGUUUGAAGCUAAGGUUUCUUUGUUUACUCUGGAACUACAAAUUGACUUUUAUUUUUUACAGUAAUAAAAUGAAAAAUUAAAGUUGUGUGUAUGUGAGUCUCUGGGGAGAACACGGAGCUAACGGGGCUAACUAAAGAUCAAGUGCCAAUCUCCAUAAAUUUUGUAUCUUGUUGCUUGGGUUGUCUUCAAAUAACUUAAAACUUCUGUCAGUUACAGCAACACCUUUGUUACAGAGAUUCUUAGCUAACCUGGAAUGAAUGUCCCCUACUAAUGCAAGGGUCCCAUUUCUCCUUCUAUUGGAAUGUUAAACAUUGUGCACUUUCAAUAGAUUUAGUUUUACAUAGUGUCCUCACCUAACAAAACAUGAUCAUUAAGGAAAUUGUACUUGUGCAGGUUUUGGGGGUUUCUAUUGCGUUUAACUUUCUUUUCCCUUAACUGUAACCCUAAAAAAAAAAUUACCAAAAUGCAAUGGUAGUAUUUCAAGUAGCUAUGUUGUCUUAAAUGUCUAAUGGAUGUUUUUUUGGUGUUUUUUUCUUUAUUACGCAGUUAAAAUUGGUAUUUUCCAAAAUAACUUUUAAGAAGAAUCCUCAUAUACCAGCCCAUUUGGAAAUUGCUAUGAAGUUUGUUUGUAUAAGACAUGUUUUAUUUUCAUUACAACUGUAUAAAUAGCCGCAAUCUACUAUUCCCAAUGUUUAAUUUGCUUCCUUCUCAAACCGACACAAAAUAAUUCAGUAAAAAAUGCCGUUAUAUUUGCAAUGAAGAGCAUCUGUUUAUUUUACAAACAAACAAAAAAAAUGGCUAUAUUUGCCUGAUGGCAUGUGUGUUAUAGUUUACAGAUGGGAGUAAAUAUGAUUUGUGGCUUCUACCUCAAGAGAUAAACCAAUUUUAACUGUUCGGGUAGAUCUGUUGUGUGUUAAAAUGACUUUAGACAAUAGCACUACAGCGGUUUAGCAGCCCAAUCUUGUUUGCUUUGGUUAGAACACUAGUCCCUGCUGUGGGAAUCAAGUACUGGCUAAGGCAGGCGGUGCUCAUGAUGUACAUUAGAAGUCACCUACCUGAAGAUUUUUGUCCUUGGCUUUUGAGAAGUAACGUGAUGGGAAAGGCGGACUGCGCCGGUGGCUCCGGAGCUCCGACUAGAAGCACGUUGCUUGGUAAGGUCGAGUACCUUCACCAACAAGAGAGCCCAUGAGAUCUUUCAGAGGUAACAAACGUAUUGCUUGUCUAUGAUCUUUUGGCCCUCUGAAACACUGGGGUGUAGGCAGUUCAUCUUGCUUCUAUUUAAUUCAUUGUUUUAAAUUGAAAGUCAGUUUGUCACAUGUGAACUGUUGUGAAAAGCAUCUGAGGGAACAAAAUUGUAUGUUGGAUUUAGCAUAGUCUUUAUCCAUCAAGGUAAUGUUGUCUUUGAGGCAGUUUUGCCAAGAUAAAUGUGGGUGGCAGCAAAGGUCAAUAUGACUUAGCCUUAAGGUGUUUCUAUUGUAAAAAUAUCUCUUAACAGAAACAUGCUUGGAACGUUUCCCCUUUUAAAUGUAAUUUAUAAUUGCUGCUUUAAAAAUCGUAAGGAUGGAUCUUAUUCUGAGCAAAAGAAUACUGUAAAUAUCCUUGUCAUACCUUGAAUAAAUGGGUACCUUUUUCUAUAA